This is a messenger RNA of Pelobates fuscus (common spadefoot toad), 2000 nucleotides long. RefSeq names its product serine/threonine-protein kinase N2-like. The record is from RefSeq and is a predicted model, not a curated record. Gene Ontology annotation, molecular function: protein serine/threonine kinase activity; ATP binding. Gene Ontology annotation, biological process: protein phosphorylation. The coding region runs from base 1 to 1491 and encodes 496 amino acids. NCBI's taxonomy places the organism in Eukaryota, Metazoa, Chordata, Amphibia, Anura, Pelobatidae. Gene Ontology annotation, cellular component: nucleus; cytoplasm. The transcript has 14 exons.
AUGAGAAUCACACAGAGUCCACAUAAUGUCCACCAUAUUGCUGCUGUCCAGGAAAAACUUAAAGACAGCGAGAAUAAAAUAGCCAGGUUGCGCAGUCUAAUCCAGUCUCUUAUCAAAGAAGAACCAUCGUUACCAGCUCCGGAGACGGACAUUAGUACUGCUGCUCCUUCGAUGUUGGUGACGGACACACAAGAGCCAGAGCCGGCUGGCGAUUUUCAAAUCUUCUCUAUGCAACCAGUUGUCCUACCGGAUGUGGAACCUGACUUAGACGCUCCUCCUGCUCCAAGUCAGACAUUUUUAUAUAGCAUUCUGCGUGAGAUUUCGAUUUAUAUUGAGUUCCCGGAUCACCUGGCUCAGGAUUUUGGAGAAGACCACGAACAUACCAGAGAUGGCAAAGAAAUGGUUACAAACCCAACACCAGACGUGCGUAUUCGUCUCCGGAUUCCUCUCACCAUGGAGGACUUCAAGCUCCGCUCUGUGCUGGGUAGGGGGAGCUUCGGGAAAGUUCUGCUGGCUAAAUACAAGGACACAGGCAACAUGUAUGCCUUGAAAGUAAUAAGAAAAGGAGACAUAGAAUCAUCAUCAAUACUCGAUUGGUCAGUAAAUGAAGAACAAUUAAUGGUUUUUGGAAAGAAAAGCCUUCUGAUUGAGAAGCGGGUUUUUCAAGCUGUGACCAUCAGGCGUCACCCAUUUCUUAUUAACAUGUUUGGAAGUUUCCACACUCAAGAUCACGCCGUUUUUGUGAUGGAAUAUGCUGCUGGGGGCGACCUAAAGACACACCUCAAACAAGGUCCAUUUCCAGAACCCAGAGCUGUAUUUUAUUCUGCCUGUGUCGUCCUGGGACUGGAGUUCCUACACCAACAGAAGAUCAUCCACCGAGACCUGAAAUUAGACAAUAUUGUUCUAGACGAAAAAGGGUUCGCAAAGAUCACAGACUUUGGUCUUUGCAAAGAAGGAAUCGGAUACGGAGACACAAUUGGGUCCCCUUGGGGAACACCGCUUUACGCAGCUCCUGAAGUCUUAAUGGGCAAGCCGUACACAAGAGCUGUAGAUUGGUGGAGCGCUGGAGUGGUCAGUUAUGCAAUGCUAUCUGGAAAGUUCCCCUUCGACAGCCUUGAUAUAGACAUACUGACUGCGAGUAUCAUCAAAGGAACAUUUCUAUUCCCAGAAUCUCUAUCAAGAAAUGCUACUUCGUUAAUAAGACAGCUUCUCACUAAAAAAGUAAAGGCACGACUAGGAGCCGGCAAGAAAGACGCCCAGGACGUUAAGGAGCACCCUUUUUUCCAACACAUAGACUGGGCGGCAUUAUUAUUGAAGAAUGUGACGCCACCAUUUGUGCCCACCAUUGACGGAACUGAAGAUGUCAGCAAUUUUAGUUGCAUGUUUACCUUAGAAUAUCCUAAGUUAACUCCUCCAAAAAGGCGAACUGAAAUACCGUGCUACGAGGCGGACGCAUUUGAGGACUUUAAUUGGAGAGCUGAUUGGAAUUAAUGUAAUAAGCAUUAGCUUGGGCCCCCUGGUCCCCUCCCGCCCACCUUCUAGCAUGCAAACAGGCCUUCCACCCAAAGACACACACAAAAGAAACCACACACAGAUAUAUCGUAGACUUAACCACACUUAUUUUUUACCUAGUGAAAAUACACACACAGACACACAUACAGAUGCAAACACUGACACAAAUGCAGACUCACACAUACACAGGCUCAUAUAUACACAGGUACAUACAUCAAAAUACACAGACAUACAAAGACAGAUACACAGACACACAGGUGCAUAAACGGAUACACACUGGCACACAUACAGAUAUAGAGAUACACUCACAGACAAACAUGCAGACACACACUAAAACACAGAUAAACAGACAAACAGACAAACCCUGACAUAUAUGCAGAUACACACAAUAACACACAUACAGAUACAUACACGGACACACAUGCAGUUACACAAACACGCACUAACACACAUACUGACACAUAUACAGAUACACAGACAAAGACAGA